CGCCUCACCUAACUCGCGGGCGCUGCGAACAGAUGAUACAGCAUUGCGCGGUAUGAGCUCAGAAAUUGAACAAAAGAAAUCAUCCUAAAACAGGGAAUGGUGGGAGCACGGAUGUGGAAAAUAUAGAAGUUAUUUUGAACCCAUUAGCAAAGGCAAAUCAUUAUUUGGGCCCUGAUUUAAAGGGUAGUCUUUUGGCAAAUUUGCUGUAAGCMCGUUGCUCCCCACGAAAGCCAGCUACAGGGGAGGGACUGCCGAUUUCUCGACUUUGCAGCUCUGAAUGAAGGGGAGGGGGUCCGUAGACCGAAAUUGAUGGUAGUGGGCUACGGAGGAAGACUACUCUUCUUGACAUUAAAGGCAAAAUACACAUUUCAGUCGAACACAGCAGAGUUGGUGAAACGGGACGGUGGUGAAACAUGGAGAUGUCUGAGGGGCUGUCACAGCAGGAGAGACUCCAGGCUAUAGCGGAGAAGAGGAAGAGGCAGACAGAGAUUGAGAAUAAGAAGAGGCAGCUGGAAGAUGACAGGAGACAGCUCUCUCACCUCAAGCAAAAGUCCCUGAGGGAAAGAUGGCUGCUGGAUGGAGCUGCUGGCUCGGAGCAGGACGAGGCCAAGAAACAGCUUGCGGAGGACGAAGCCAAGCUCAAGGGGAUGGAGGAGAACAUCAUUAGAAUGGAGCAGGAACUGGAGGUGCUGGAGACGGGUGUGUCGGCGACCUCUACCAAAGAGAGCCUGACAGACGCAGCAACGAAGGAGGAAGCCAAGACAGCAGACAACAAAGCUCCGGCAGGCACUGUCCAAGUGGUACACGAGGUGAACGGGGAGAACGGGGUCCACCAGCUCAGCGCCAAUGAGGUGGACGAGCUCAUCCACAAAGCCGACGAGUCCAUGAUGAGCGACGCCACCACCGCUGGCGCCACCUCCACUGCCCCUGUCGUCCCCACCGAUGCUGAGUUAGCCGCGGAGCAGCAGAUGACACCACAGAAGGAGAUCACUGGCAUGGAGGCCAAGGCGGGCGGCGCCAGUCCCCAGCCAGGUGGAGGCGAGGUGGAGGCCAGUGCUGAGAACCCCGUCACCAUGGUGUUCAUGGGCUACCAAAGCGUGGAGGAUGAGGCGGAAACCAACAAGGUGCUGGGCCUGGAGGGCACCGUCAAGGCCCAGCUGGUGGUCAUCGAGGACGGCGAGGGCAAGAAUGUGACGGUGGGGCCCAACCCCGCCACUGUUACCGUCACCGAGGGAGGCACCAAGGAAGAGCAGUCGCCCCCGCCCAACGGCAACGCCGCCGACCCCGUUAAGACCCCCCAGGAGAAGGCCCCCGUGGGGGAGAAGGGGGGCGAGCCAGAGGGGGGCGCCACUGAGCUCAACAAUAAGGAAAAGCAGCCCUGCAAGUGCUGCACCAUCAUGUGAGCCACCGUUGUGUGGCCGCACUCCCCCCGGGACUUGACUUUUCAAGGAGAAAUGACAAAACAACAACAACCAUAACGUGAAGAAAACCAACAAAAACUCACCCCUUUCCCGUUAGCCCCCCUCCCGACAAAAAAAGGCAUAAAUGUUCUGUAUCUUUUGAUAGCCGGCUGUUGUUUCCCAACUUCAUUUUCAUCUCUGUUUUAUAUAUUUCAUUUCAUUUUUCUCCUUUCAUUCUUUUAACUUUUGUAUUAUUUUGGGUUUUGACUAAAACGGAUGGUGCCAAAGGUGAGCCAUCCCUGCMUUUUCACACUUUGAGGUUUCUGAGGGAGAGAGGAGAUAGAAAAGGAAAGAUAGAGGGAGAGAAAGACAGAGGAACUGGUUCGUUCACACGUUCACACACCCACAAGCUUUUUUUUAUGACAUCUCUAAUACACCGUCAUGAGUUUUGUAAUCUUAACUUUCUGUAUGAAGGACAGAUAUAUCUCUCUAUAUAUCUAUAUAUAUAUAAAUUCUUUAUUUUAAAGAUAUAUUUAUUUGACUUUUUUAUUUUUUGAAAAAGCCCUGACAGAAGAAGCAUGUUAUACAUUGUGCUUUCUGUCCUCUGCUAGUGCAUUUUAGAUAAAAACAUGGGGAAAUAUUUAUGACUGAUAAAGCUGUUAGAGAAUUCUCUUGGAUUUUGUUUUCCAGAAAGAAAAAAAAAGAAAAGUGACUUUGGAAUUUCUGAGACAGACACAAACCACACUGCUAUUUGGAAGUGACAUGCAAUGAGACGUGAUAUUGAUGACAUCAUUGUACUGUGUGCGUGUGUGUGUAUGGAUAUCCGUGCGUGUGUGUAUGAGCAUGCAUGGAUGUGUGUUUGAAUGUGUGUGUGUUGGAUUACAAUGGCCUCAUUGGUCCUUAUAUCAUCCUACACUACACUACCCACAAUCCCCAUCACCUCUUUUCUUUCUGGAAGAAAAAACAAUACUAGCUUAUUUUUUUGUCAUUUUCCUGCGCCCAAAUCAACUACACUAGUUCGACAACACUAGUAAUGAAUUGAAUAACAUGCGUGAAGGUCUUUCAUACCGAAGCUUGAGACUGAUGAAAUGAAUGCCCCUGUGUAAGCCUUGACGUUUGUGUGGUUCACCCACACUUAACUACAUUACCCAGAAUACAACUACCCCUUUAAAAUAAAUCAUGUUGCUUACUGCUGCCUUUGGUGAUAACAGUAUUAACUAUUUUUCAUUUAACUCAAUGACAUAAUCCAAGCUCUGGCUCCUGAUGUGAUGACCUACCAACAACUGUGUUUUYAUAUGAUGGUCGGCCUGGACAGGCCCUUCCAACGUCCCAAAGAUUUUCAGCUGYAUAUCAACUACUGUGGAAUUGGUGCAUAGAGCAUAGUCUGUUGUUUUCAACCUUGGCACAGCAUUGCAUAUACUAAACUGUGUUGCAAAUACUGUAAGAAGUUGCUCCAUUCAGACUUUUAGGAUGAGUGCCAUUUGGAGGGGGUUGGGGGUCAUAUUGUAUGUCGCCCUCAGAGUUGGUGUGGGAAGAGCUUCACUUUAAGAGUAUUUGGUUUCCUGUUAUAACUCUACUGUUAGGCCCUGGUUUUGUUGUCAUUUACGGGAAACAAAKCCAAACAAAAGUUGAAGUAGGCCUACUUUUCAUUCAGUGUAUCUAUCUAUCAACAUGCUAGACCUGAGGCAAAAAGCAUGGAAUUUCAACAUUUUUACAGUCCGAGAAGUUGACAGAAUCCUUUUCCACAGGGAGUGGCAAAUUUCGCUCCAAAUUCAAUGUUGCAAUAAUUGUUUUAUUUUCCUCACAGAUCAUUUUUUUUGCGGUGUAGCUAAAAUUGAACAGCUGUAUUUUACUUUUGUGUGCGUUUUUGCUGCGUUAUGAGUGCCUGUAGCUAUAGAAUAUCAUACUUCUUACUUAUUUUUGCCAUCUUGGAGCCAAAUUUCCAGCUGAGCUGAGGGUCAUGUUAUCAUUGUCCAGUGUAUUUUUCCAGUGGUGAGUUGAAUUGGUCAAGCUAGGAGCCAGAUCUUUUCAACCGACGCACUGACACGCUCAUAUGUAAACGUGGUCCAUGUACUAUUCGCAUGCGGAAUAAAACAAACAUUUUGUUUUCAAAGAUGGCUAAAUAGUGGAUGGUCUGCGUUAUCUUGAAGUGAGUCAAAGAUGUGAGCACUCUCCAGCAAGAGGUUGACCGACCUUGCGUAAUGUUUGCCUAAUCCUCGUUUAAUAUUGUUCCAUGUGCAUUUGUACCUAUCCAUUGAUAUUUAUUUAUAGGUUAUUUUAACGGUGUAGGUCAUUGGGCUCCCGAGUGGCGCAGCGGUUAAAGGCACUGCAUAUCUGUGCAAGAGGGCAUCYCUACAYUCCCUGGUUCAAAUCCAGGCUGUAUCACAUCCUGGCCGUGAUUGGGAGUCCCAUAGGGUGGUGCACAAUGUCCCCGGGGUAGGCCGUCAUUGUAAAUGAGAAUUUGUUCUUAACUGACUUGCCUAGUUAAAGAAAGGAUAAAUAAAAGUCUUUGUGAGGGUUCAAAACAGGAUGGACAAAAUAAAUCUGAUAACAAGGUCUGAUAAGCCUUGUCAGAAUAAUGCUGGUGAAUCCAGUGCAUUGUAGAAAAAACCCAAAUGGAAUAUCUAUUCAUUUCAUAAUGUAAAAUAUAUCAUGAAAUAAUGUAUUUUGCCAAUCCCCUUCAAUCCCACCCCCUCCUGCAUGUUCAAAUGGGCAGGGCAAUCAUUGAUAUGCCGACACGUUCUCCAAUAUGCUGCUCAGCAUCCAGCAAGGAGGAAGGAGCAGAAAACGCUGACUCAGUGUACAGUUAGGCCACGUGACAUGGCCUGACUCUGUAGACUGCUCUUUGUCUCUGUGAGUGGGCGCUGGUCAUGACGAGGGUACAGAAAUGUGCGUUACUCUAUAGGACUGUCAGUAUGGGGUGUUGGUCUGGAAGGUGUCCCGACAAACGCUGCCUUCGAUCCGCUCAGGCAUCGCUGAAGACCAGUCCUCGUCAAGUCAUAUUCCCACACUGCUGGAUCCAAACCUAUGCAAGAACUCCCAUGCUAACGAAUCACAAUCUAGGUAUAGCAUAUAGGACUAGCUACUGCAGCAGAUAAGAGGCUUUUAGUUAAUCAGUAUAUUACACAAAACAAUUAUCUAAAGGGCCAAGCAUUGAACCAUGGCCCAUCCUUUCCUUUGUAUGUGUGCCUUUUUAUUAUGCCUUUUUAUUUCUGAAAUACUUUCUAGCUAACAGCUCACUACAUAUACAGUACAUGUGGCUCAGUGGCUGUUGGUUGGCAUAGGUUAGGUUGGUUCAUUUCAAUAUUAAAGGUGGGGGAAAUCACUGCCAACUUGGUUGAACAUGACAUGUUGGAAUGGCUAAAUGUGGGUGGUGUGUUUCUGUGGUGCUAAAUCAUUGAUACUGUCAUAUCUGACUGCUGAAGUUGAGAUAUUAUGUUAGAUAUUAUUUUCUGCAACUUGUGCUUUAAGAAAAUCACAGAUAUUUCUAUUUGCAGUAGGAAACAGUAGCAAAGAGGCAUUUGCUAGACACCUCAACAAGGAAGUGAUUCAUUGGUUACAUUCCAAMAAUAUUUGAAGCAGAAACUGUGUUGUUUUAAAUGUUUUUCUUUUCGGAAAACAUUUGCAACAUUCAUCUCAAAAUGGAAAAACAUGAACCGUACAAAUGCACUUAGGUUGAUCGAACUGAAACCCAUGGCGUCCCUGGUCUAACUAUUCGCCCAUACUAUUAGAGUCAGAGAGAACAUUGGUGACCUUAACGAAAUCAAAUUUGUCCAUCCACUUUACAAUGAAAUAUGGUGACACUAAUAUGACGAUAGAGGAAAUAAUUACUUUCGGAAACAAGAUGACACUGUUAAACGUAUUUGCUCUAUUGGCGCUGCACAUUUUGCUUCAUCAACUUUGACCUUCAAGGUAAACAAAUGUCAAUGUCGUUCUUAUGAAGGGUAAUGAAUGCCAAUGCCAUUCUUAUCAGCGGUAACGCAUGGACACCUCCACUCGAAGUGCCCUCACUGAGCAGUAGCGGGAGUCAAAUGCAGGGUCAAAUAUUUUUCUAUCCCUAAUGUCUAAUGUUAGGAUAGGGGUAUAGGGUAAUCCGAUCCUAGAUCUGUGGUGAAGGGUAACUUUUACCUCGAGCGCCUGUUGAAUACCCUUCCUUCUUUGGCCCCUCCCUCUUGGUGAGCUUGGUGCAGCGGCAGUGAGGCUUGUCGCCCCUGGCAACCCCAGCUCCUCCCACUCUGCACUGCCUGCACCGUGGUGCAUUGCUUGCUGUUUGGGGUUUCAGGCUGGGUUUCUGUAUAGCACUUUGUGACAUCGGCUGAUGUAAAAGGGCUUUAUAAAUACAUUUGAUUGAUUGAUGACUCUGCAGCAGCACCCCCUGUUGGUUCUUAUCAAUAUUUACAUUCCAGUUCUGACUUUCUCUCUCUCUACACACCCCCAAUGCCUUGUAGUCUGGCCCCCGGCCAGGCAUAUUUUUGGUAAAUGCAUAUAUAAAUAUCUACAUAUAAAUGUCUUUGUGCAAAACAAAAUGUCUGUCGCUCUCUCAUCCUCUAGUGUAGACUCAUAGAUCCCUGUCCCUUCCCCAGUGACUCUGCGCUCAUGGCAGUCAGUCAGUGGAGGGCCCAGGUAAUAGAGUGAGUGCCCACAAACUGCUGCUUUCGUAUUGCUUUGUUAGUUGUGAAGGUCUGCUUUCUUACAAAUUGGAAAGUGCUGUAGAGGAAAGUGUUUGAAAAGACAAAUAAAAAUGUGAUGUGCUUCAAAGGUC
This is a messenger RNA of Salvelinus sp. IW2-2015, 6162 nucleotides long. RefSeq names its product paralemmin 1a (gene palm1a). The record is from RefSeq and is a predicted model, not a curated record. Gene Ontology annotation, cellular component: membrane. NCBI's taxonomy places the organism in Eukaryota, Metazoa, Chordata, Actinopteri, Salmoniformes, Salmonidae. Gene Ontology annotation, biological process: regulation of cell shape.